AUGCAACCCCAACAGAGUUCAAGAAUUGAUUUGGGUGAGUUGAAAGCACAUAUUGUAAAGAAGGUUGGACCGGAUAAGUCGAAGCGGUACUUUUAUUACCUUAACAGGUUUUUAAGUCAGAAGUUGAGCAAGAAUGAGUUUGAUAAGUUAUGUUUUCGGGUACUCGGGAGGGAGAAUCUUCCGUUGCACAAUCUUUUUAUAAAGUCAAUUUUGAAGAAUGCCUGUGAAGCCAAGACCCCGCCAUCCGUCCAUCCAUCUGGUUCUUCAAAAUCAGGAACACGUGUUACUAAUUUGUCUCCUGGUAGAGAAGAUGGACACGAACAAAGUGUCGCUAACUUCCAAAACCAUAAUGCUUCCAUUUGGCCAAAUGGGGUUUUGCCCGUGUCCCCACGCAAGUUACGAUCUGGAAUGCGUGAUCGGAAGCUUAAAGACAGACCAAGCCCCCUUGGACCAAAUGGGAAAAUUGAUUCUGUUUCGCAUCACUUCAUGGCUACAGAAGACGGUGAUGGUAAGGUUGACAUGGAGAACGGAACUCUUACUCUCUGUGAUUAUCAGCGGCCAACACAGCAGCUUCAAGCAGCUGCUGAGCUACCUAAGAAUGUUAUUGCUGAUGGUAUGCAACGACUUGCAAAGAAACCAAGAAUACAUGGCAAAGGGCUGACUGAAAUGUCAACCGCGGAAGAUGGAAUGGAGGCGGAGCAGUUAAACCGCCUCAAUUUUGCCAGAAAUCCGUUGAUAGCGCCACUUGGGAUUCCUUACUGUUCUGCAAGUGUGGGUGGGGCCCACAAAGCAUUGCCGGUGAAUAGCGCUGGUGAUUUUGUUAGUUGUUGCGACAGUGGUAGGUUAUCUGAUCCAGAUACGUUGAGAAGGCGCAUGGAGCAGAUUGCAAUGGUACAAGGUCUUGGAGGUGUUUCUACGGAAUGUGCAAGUAUGUUGAAUAGUGUGUUGGAUGUGUACUUGAAACGAUUGAUCAAAUCAUGUGUUGAUUUAGUUGGGGCUAGAUCUGCAAAUGAGCCGUCGAAGCUCCCAAUCCCAAAGAAACAGAUUCAGGGGAAGGUCCUCAAUGGCAUGAUGCCACAUAAUCAUUUACAUGUGCAGAAUGCUGGUAGGUUAGCAGAAUCUGAACCUGAACACAGACCCCAGUUCUCGGUAUCUUUACAAGACUUUAAAGUUGCGAUGGAGCUAAAUCCGCAGCAACUUGGAGAAGAUUGGCCACUACAAUUGGAGAAAAUUUCUAUGCAAUCUUUUGAGGAAUAA
Molecule: messenger RNA, 1257 nt
Organism: Lathyrus sativus (Indian pea)
Lineage: Eukaryota; Viridiplantae; Streptophyta; Magnoliopsida; Fabales; Fabaceae
Source: the annotation of a GenBank genome assembly